This is a messenger RNA of Emericellopsis atlantica, 987 nucleotides long. RefSeq lists its product as uncharacterized. NCBI's taxonomy places the organism in Eukaryota, Fungi, Ascomycota, Sordariomycetes, Hypocreales, Bionectriaceae. The transcript has a single exon. The coding region runs from base 1 to 987 and encodes 328 amino acids. The record is from RefSeq and is a predicted model, not a curated record.
AUGGGUCCAAAAGUCAUAGAGAACACGACGCUGCACGACUAUUAUGCCGUCCUUCCAUCGCCCGCUCAUGGUCACCAAGAGUGCGGCAUGACACAGCUGCCACAGAUGAAUGAAUUUGGCCUGGACUCGAUCAGAGAGGGUGAUGAGGACUCCUUCUGGGAUUUGACUGGCCCCCCUUCGAGUGGUACCCUCGACCUUUGUGGCGACAUCCCAGACGACGACCUGGACGCUAUGCUACAAGCUGGAAGACCUGUCUCUACCAGCCAGAGCAAUGGCCGGGGUGAUGAACAAGAGGUACCUUUUCAGGACAACUUCGAACCCGUCACACCGAGCCAGACACAAAAAAGACCGGAUGGCGGCAGCACUCAGCUGCUUGAUCUGGAGGUGACAGACGCCGAGCUAGUGGACAUGGACGAAAUGAUCAACCUGGACGCCUUCUCCAUGACCCCUGGAUUAACACAUAUGUCCUCUGAAACGCAAGUUGGCGACCAGGAACCGGCUGUAUUGUCGCCAUCGCAGUCAAGCGACUCAACGAUACCCCAAUUCGACUGGACACUCGAGCCUUCUAGGACCUGCUUUCGGUUGGCCGAUCUGAAGAUCCUGCGAGAGUCCAAGCAGUUUGAAUCUUCACCUUCCACGGUGUUCGAACUAUUCGCCAGGGUCGUUCAUUCAGCGCGGGAGAACUUUGGACAUCGACAAUACUUUCAGUUCCAAGAUCUCUUGAGGGCUGAGCCGCCGUACGCGACAGGCGUGCUUGCCGGGUGGGAUGCGGGCGGACCUGUUGACAUUAUGGCGCAGGAUUUCAGGGAGAUUCCGCCAGCUGGACGCAAAUGUUACUGCCGGUGCAGGCUGACCAGGGAAGAGAGAUCGCCGUUUGGCUGGGCGCUGGCCAUUGUCGAUAUUCAAGAGGCAACCUGGGCCAAGAUUCGACCGGUCAUGGCCGCAUUGGGCAAGGCACAUUUGCUCGAGCGUGCUGCUCUGGGAUGA